GCCGCGGGACAACACAGGCUGAGGCCGGGACACAGCGUCUGCCCGCCGGGGGGAAAGUAAAGGCUCCCCCGCUGAAUCUCAAGGUCCACUUGGAAAUCUGAUGAUGGUUUCUUAAAGGGGAAGUUCACCCCAAAAUGAUAAAUUCCCUCCUUAUCUACUGAGCACUGCCUUGAAGAACCGGGGGAAAUUGCUGUGAAAGGAGAAGAAUCGGUUGAGAUUUAAAAAUGAUUGAAACAAUGGACACACAGCGUGCCUUGCAGGCGGUGGAGCGUCUCCAGGCCAAACUGAAGGAGCGAGGCGAGGUGCCGGCCGAGGAGAAGCUCAGCCUCCUCAAGUCCGUGCUCCAGAGCCCCCUCUUCCACCAGAUCCUGGCCCUGCAGAAGUCGGUCCAGCACAUCAGGGAGCAGGGGAGUGUCCCGUCAUCACGAGGCACUGACACCAUUGAUCAACUCACAGCAGCGAAGCCCAAUGGAAGCUACGUUUCCUGCUCAGAUGCAUCCGAUGCUACACACACUAAUGGAAAGACACCGUCUGAAGAGUUUGAGCACAUCAUCCAGUCCAUGGCACAGGGGCGCUACGUGACUCAUGUGGAGCUGCAGAAGCCAGUGUCUGGAGGUCUGGGCUUCAGCGUGGUGGGUCUGAAGAGCGAGAACCGCGGCGAGCUCGGCAUCUUCAUCCAGGAAAUUCAACUGGGAAGCGUGGCUCACUGUGAUGGGAAGCUCAAAGAAGCCGACCAGAUCUUGGCCAUCAAUGGUCAGCCCCUGGACCAGACAGUGACCCACCAGCAGGCCAUAGCCAUCCUGCAGUGCGCCUCGGAGAGGGUGCAGCUCAUAGUGGCCCGAGGACCGAUACCUCAGCUGGCCAGUCCCGUGGUGUCCCGCACGCCCUCCGCCGCCAGCACGCUGUCCGCCAACUCCAGCACGUUGCAGCACGUCGAGACCAUUGAGCUGGUCAACGAUGGCACUGGCCUCGGAUUCGGUAUCGUGGGAGGCAAGACCACCGGGGUCAUUGUCAAGACCAUCCUUCCUGGAGGCAUAGCUGAUCAGGACGGUCGCCUGCGCAGUGGGGACCACAUCCUGAGAAUCGGAGAGACUGACCUCCACGGCAUGGGCAGCGAACAGGUGGCGCAGGUCCUCAGGCAGUGUGGCAAUCGGGUGAAGCUGGUGGUCACCAGGGGCCCUGUGGAGGAGAGCGCCUCGGCCUCGGCUGUCAUGCCAGUGGUGCUCCCCACUGUCAAUGAACAACAGGGCUACGAGGAAGAGGAGAGUGAAGCGUUCGAUGUGAGCCUUACCAAGAACACCCAGGGACUGGGGAUCACUAUCGCUGGCUACGUUGGGGAUAAGAAUUUGGAGCCCUCUGGUAUUUUCGUUAAGAGCAUAACAAAGGACAGCGCUGUAGAUCAAGAUGGCCGCAUUCACGUUGGAGACCAGAUAAUCGCCGUCGACUGGGUGAACAUACAAGGAUACACCAACCAGCAGGCCGUGGAAGUGCUCAAACACACCGGCCAGGUAGUCCACCUUCAGUUGAUCCGGCGGGGCUUCAGGCCGGAGGAGAUCCCCCCCGCCGUGACCCCUAGCGUCACCAUCCUGCCGUCCUCCACCACCAUCCCCACCACCACCAUCGUCCUGAGGGAGCUGGAGCUGGAGAGGAAGGAGGCCGAGGAGCCAGCUCUAGUCACCGCAGAUGAAGAGCCGCUGCAGACAAAGAGUGAAGGAUCUGAUGUCAGCGCAGCCAUGGAUCAGCUAACAGAAGACAAACAUGGGAUGACGUUAACACCCUUCGAAGAGGAACGACUGAUGAAGAAGUGGGAGGAGAUUCUGGGUCCGAGUAAUGAAGUAGUUGUGGCUCAGGUUGAGAAGUACAGUGAGAACAGCGGCCUGGGGAUCAACCUGGAAGCCAACAGUGGACAUCACUACAUCCGCUCUGUUCUACCUGAGGGACCCGUUGGUCGCUGUGGCAAGCUGUUCAAUGGAGACGAGCUGCUCGAGGUCAACGGCAUCGCUCUGAUUGGCGAGACCCACAAGGAAGUAGUCCGCAUCUUGAAGGAGCUCCCGCUGUGUGUGAGCGUGACAUGCUGUAGACCCGCCCCUCACCUGCAGACCGACAUGGACGCUGUCCAACCAAAACCAGAGGUUUUGCCCAAUCCAUUCAAACUGAAGAAAGAAAUAGACCUGAGCAGCAUACUGGCUGCCGAAGACUCAGAGGUGAACAGAGGAGCGGCGGAGCUGGAUAAUGUGACAGAGGAGGCAAUAGGAUCUCCUUUGGCCAUGUGGGAGCUGGCGAUCCAGAAUAUCGAGCUGGAGAAGGGCGAAGGGGGACUGGGAUUCAGUAUUCUGGACUACCAGGACCCGAUGGACUCUGCCAGGACGGUGAUCGUGAUUCGCUCGCUGGUCCCCAACGGCGUGGCAGAGCACGAUGGCAGACUGUUGCCCGGGGACAGACUCAUGUACGUGAACAGCACCGACCUGGAGAACGCCAGCCUGGAGGACGCCGUCCAGGCCCUGAAGGGAGCCCAGCUCGGCCAGGUCCAAAUCGGAGUCGCCAAACCGCUGCCUGGAAUAUGUGGAUAUUCCCACUCUCAACACUCAUAUGGUGCGCAGGAAAUAACUCCAUCAUCCAUCAUCCAUUCAUUUGACUUCACCGGUAUUUUGGUUGAAAGAGGAGAGGAAGAAGAUCUGGCUGAGGGCAUCGUUUACCGAGCAGUGCCGGCAUUGAUUGACACCGGUGAAGCAGACCUGUCUGAUGAAAGGGUGUUGGAUCAUUCUUACUCUGGGAUAGAGGACGACACGUUCCAGGCGUCCAUGAUCGCUCUUCACGGUAGCAGCUGUAGCGCAGAUCUGGAUUACUUGCACUCCUCCACGCCUAAGCUGACAGCCCGCCUGCAGUUGCUGGACGAGCAUCCGCGCUUCGGAGACGACACCGAAGCGUUCACACCAGAGAAGUCGGCCUCUUUCUCUCCUCCGAGUUCGAGAGGUCAGCUCCCUUCCUAUCAAGCCGCACUCGGCGGCUCCGAUCACUUCCUGGCUCAUCACGUGACCAAAGAACCGGUGGAAUGCUCCAACUCUUACAGCAAGUUUGCUGAAUCAGGAACCGGAUUGAUUGCACUGGAGGAAACAUUGGAGUCCGGUCACUACCUGGAGGAGCCCCCACCCAUCUCUUUUGGAGAUAUUAGAGAUAUACAGAUUUUAAUAAAGGACGAGGAGGCCGGCGUGAAUGAACCCGAAGAAGACGGAGACAAGGAAGCUCUGACCUCAGGGAGCAAUUUUGAAAGGACCAUCACCGUUGUCAAGGGCAACUCCAGCCUGGGCAUGACGGUGAGCGCCAUGAAAGACGGUUUGGGGAUGCUGAUCCGCAGCAUAAUCCACGGCGGGUCGAUUAGCCGCGACGGACGUCUCGGGGUCGGCGACCUCAUCCUGGCCAUUAACGGAGAGCCCACGGCCAACAUGUCCAACGCCCAGGCUCGGGCCAUGCUGCGCAGACACUCCCUCAUCGGACCGGACCUGGGAUCUGCUUGUUCACCCGAGGACGAUCUGUGCCCGUUUUAUGUAAUUACAUAUGUUCCAGCAGAAUAUCUCGAAGAGUACAAAACCAGCUCGGAGCAGGCUAAAGACGAUGGCUUCUCCGAAACAGCUCCGGCACCAGAUCCAGCUCCAAAAGAUAUUCCCAAUCUCCCUGAGCGUGAGGACGGAGAGGGAGAGGAAAGUGCCUCCUACAACAACUGGAACCAACCCAGAAAAGUGGAGCUGUUCAGGGAGCCGGGCAAGUCCCUGGGCAUCAGCAUCGUGGGGGGGCGAGGGAUGGGCAGCCGCCUGAGCAACGGAGAAGUGAUGAGGGGGAUUUUUAUCAAACACAUCCUGGCGGACAGCCCUGCUGGACAGAACGGGACCCUGAAGACUGGAGACAGGAUCGUGGAGGUGGAUGGAGCAGACCUAAGAGAUGCUAGUCACGAGGAGGCAGUGGAGGCGAUCCGCAGGGCAGGCAACCCCGUCUCCUUCCUGGUGCAGAGUAUUAUUCACAGGCCCAGGGCGCUGAUAACAGACUCCAGUGAGGACAGAGCCGCGGCCGUAACCAGGGACAAGGACAAGGAGGGUGACAGUCUCAGUAGACUUUACCUCCGCCUCUCCCCAACUAACCCUUUCACUCCUACCCCGUUUAAGCCGGCGAAGCAUGAAGCGGCGAAGGCAUCUCCCACCAGCGCUGUCCUCCCCCUGCCAGUGAUGCCCCAUGUGGGAGAGACUGAUACAGACACGCUGACGGAGAUUCCUGGCAGACCUGCUGAGGCAGAGGAGGUGGAGGAAGAGGAGGAGGAGGUGGUGGUGGAGGAAGAGGAGGAGGAUGAGUUUGGAUACAACUGGAAGAACGUGAUCCAGCGCUAUGGCAGCCUCCCAGGAGUCCUACACAUGAUUGAGCUGGAGAAAGGCAAGACGGGCCUGGGCCUCAGCCUGGCAGGGAACAGGGACCGCUCUCGCAUGAGUGUGUUCGUGGUGGGAAUAGAUCCCAGUGGGGCGGCCGGCAGGGACGGACGCAUGGUGGUGGGGGACGAGCUGCUGGAGAUCAAUGGGCAAGUCCUGUACGGCCACAGUCACCAGAACGCAUCCUCCAUCAUCAAGAGCUCACCAUCAAAAGUCAAAAUCAUCUUUAUCAGGAACACAGAGGCGCUGAACCAGAUGGCUGUGGGACCUGUGAGGGAGCGUGAGGGAGACACAGCGGAGCCCCACGCUGAGCUGGACACGGAGGCCGCUAAUGGCGAUGCCGAUGCUUCCCAAUAUCUCCAUCACAUCAUCCAGCUGGAGGACGACGGAGGACUUGGAUUCGCUUCUGUCGAGGGGAACACCGAGAGCGAAGAGGAAAUUCAUGGUGCAUCAGAAGUGGAAGGACCCUCCUUCCUCUCCUCUCUGCAGUCGACCUGCCAGGACAGGGUUUCCUCAGACAGGGUCCUCGCCAGCCUACCCAGCAUGCCUAGCGACCCCGAGGUCGUGUUGAUACCGGCAGAGGCCGAAGCCGACACGAGUCCGAGUCGCUCCCCCAGUCCUUCCACUCUGGCCUCUGACCCGUCGACCUGUCCCAUCAUCCCCGGCUGUGAGACCACCAUCGACAUCUCCAAGGGCCGCACAGGCCUGGGCCUCAGCAUUGUGGGAGGCUGCGACACUCUGCUGGGGGCCAUCAUUAUCCACGAGGUCUAUGAAGAAGGGGCAGCCUCUAAAGAUGGCAGGCUAUGGGCAGGAGACCAGAUCCUGGAGGUGAACGGUAUCGACCUGCGCGCAGCCAGUCACGAUGAAGCCAUCAACGUGCUGCGGCAGACCCCCCAGAGGGUCCGGCUGGCGGUCUACAGGGACGAGGCCCAGUACAAGGAGGAGGACCUGUGGGACUCGUUCAGCGUGGAGCUGCACAAGAAGCCCGGCCAGGGUUUGGGCCUGAGCAUCGUGGGGAGGAGGAACGAUACAGGAGUGUUUGUGUCGGAUAUCGUGAAAGGAGGUUUGGUGGAGACGGACGGUCGGCUGACGCAGGGCGACCAGAUCAUGUCCGUGAACGGCGAGGAUGUCCGGUCGGCCACUCAGGAGGCCGUGGCCGCGCUGCUGAAGUGCUGCGUGGGGCCUAUAAGCAUGGAGGUGGGUAGGUUUAAAGCUGGUCCCUUCCACUCUGAGAGAAGGCUGUCUCAAACCAGUCAGAUGAGUGAGACAGGCAUCUCCAAGGUGGCCGCCUCCCAGUCGUGUUCAGACUCUGGAAACCUUCCCGUCGACCCUGACAAGACCGGAGAGGAAUGCCAGGAAUCCCCGGAGCCGCAGGACACCAGAGCGGUGGAGUUCACCAAAGGUCCCAGCGACUCCCUGGGGAUCAGCAUAGCAGGCGGAGUGGGAAGUCCCCUGGGUGAUAUACCCAUCUUCAUCGCCAUGAUGAACCCCGUGGGCCUGGCGGCUCAGACCCAGCAGCUUAAGAUUGGGGACCGAAUUGUCAGCAUCUGUGGAACCUCUGCUGAAGGCAUGAGCCACUCGCAGGCCGUCACUCUGCUGAAGAACGCCACGGGCACCAUCCAGCUGCAGGUGGUAGCAGGUGGUGACACGACCGUGACGGGUCCCUCUCAGGAGCAGGCAGCAGCAGGACUCACGCCCAGCUGCAUUUUCCAGGAUGACAUCGGCCCCCCUCAGUAUAAGAGCAUCACUCUGGACCGAGGACCAGACGGACUUGGCUUCAGUAUAGUCGGCGGGUACGGGAGCCCUCACGGAGACCUGCCUAUCUAUGUGAAAACCGUCUUUGGAAAGGGAGCAGCGGCUGAGGACGGGCGGCUGAAACGAGGAGACCAGAUCAUGGCGGUUAACGGACAGACCCUGGAGGGCGUCACUCACGAAGAGGCUGUCGGCAUCCUGAAGAGAACCAAAGGAACUGUCACGCUCACUGUGCUUUCAUAGACAAACACAUAUACAAACAAACACACACUCACACAAUAGAGCUCACACCAGCAGUAUUUCCCAUCUGGGCGAUUGUGUCCAAAGCACCAGAUGCAAACUGACAUAUGAACAAACCCACACAUCGAUAAUAAUGAAGGAGCCUGUUGCCCCAUGUAGCUCUGAACACUGGGAUCCAUGAAGCCGACUAGAUGGAGACUUAUAUCUCAUAUUUCACAAGAAUCAAUCAAACCAAUCAUGAUCAAAUCGUAUGUCUUGUAGAAAUAUGAAUUUAUACUUUAAUUUUGUAUUAUCUUAUUUGGAUUAGUAAUCAUGUGGUUAACAGUAUUAGAAACUCCAUGGCUCUGGAUUGACAUACACACGUUUAAGCAAUAGAAGCAAUAUCAGAUUAUUUCUACAGAGCAGAGGUCUAUUUUUGUUUUAUUUUUACAGCUAAAUUCAGAGCAUGACAGUAUUCUUUCCUUUAGGCGACAAACAAAUUAGUAGGACCGAGCUAAUUACUGUAUUAGCCGAAAACAGCAUUAUUGGCCUUUUACUCUGCACGGCCGCAGGUAAUUCACAAAACUCUGAAUUCCCCGAAAGGCUGAUGAUGCUGUAACUGGUUUUGAACUCCUCACCAAGUCUCUGUUGUUUCAGCGAACGCAGCCUGAAGAGCAUUUCUGCUCCAGGGGCGAAAACGCCUGCUAUUGUAAAUACACUGUGUGUUGACACAUUUCUGAAGGGAAACAUGUGAAAUCCUUGGAGUGUUGUUUGUGGUUUUUUUGUACACACUUGACUAGUUGAGGAACUGUGAGCGUGUGCAUGUACGUGUGUGUGACCUAUUCACUGAGAUAUAGUGCUGCUAAAGCUGAUAUAAACUAUUACGUCAAAAUACUCGGAUUUUUAAAGUAUUAAACUGUGUCCGCUUGAUGAAAGUGAACAGAAAAGCAAACGAUCUGCUAUUUAGGGUCGGAGUGGACGAGUGGUUCUUGUUGUCAGGUGGAUUAUAUAACGGACCUGAGCUCAUUUUGACCAUGUUGUGUUUACCCAGAACAAAGACAUCCAGUGUUUUUAGGAAGUCCUGAAGGAUUCUGUCUUGUUGUCUAGUGUCGGGGGAGAAAGUCGACUGUUUUCUUUCUUCUCACCUUAAAAUGUGGGUCCGGUACCGUCAAGGGGACGGUAUUGGAUUUUAUUCACACUGAAAUAAAUAAAAGUGACCUUUGGAUUCCAUC
Limanda limanda (common dab) is the source of this 7615-nucleotide messenger RNA. RefSeq names its product multiple PDZ domain protein. NCBI's taxonomy places the organism in Eukaryota, Metazoa, Chordata, Actinopteri, Pleuronectiformes, Pleuronectidae. The transcript is spliced from 47 exons. The record is from RefSeq and is a predicted model, not a curated record. Bases 225 to 6407 code for a protein of 2060 amino acids. Gene Ontology annotation, molecular function: protein binding.